Messenger RNA from Wallemia ichthyophaga EXF-994, 966 nucleotides. RefSeq lists its product as uncharacterized. The record is from RefSeq and is a predicted model, not a curated record. Gene Ontology annotation, cellular component: mitochondrial inner membrane. The transcript is spliced from 5 exons. Lineage: Eukaryota; Fungi; Basidiomycota; Wallemiomycetes; Wallemiales; Wallemiaceae. The coding region runs from base 1 to 966 and encodes 321 amino acids. Gene Ontology annotation, biological process: transmembrane transport.
AUGCAACAGCAGCAUCCGAAAGACAGGCGGAGUUUUGAUUAUGUGUGGCGCUCAAUGGUGGCUGGCGGUACAGCUGGCUGCGUCGCCAAAACAUCGAUUGCACCAUUCGAUAGGGUAAAGAUUCUGUUCCAGGCGAGUAACCCGGAGUUCAAGAAGUAUGCAGGCUCGUGGACCGGUGUAUUCAAGGCCCUGCGACCGAUUUACAACGAGAAUGGCGUACGAGGGUUGCUUCAAGGCCACAGUGCGACGCUAGCGAGGAUAUUUCCAUAUGCCGCUAUCAAAUGGGCUGCAUACGAGCAAGUUAGACAUUUCUACGCUCCAUCUGAAAGCCAAGUAACACCUCUCUCUGGCUUUUUAUCAGGAUCAACUGCAGGCCUUAUUUCAGUUCUUUGCACUUACCCACUCGAGCUUAUCCGUGUACGCACCGCUUUUAAAACUCGUCACAAGGGUCGCGUGCGAUUAGGUGACGUGAUGCGCGAUAUCUACCACGAAGGUCAACCACCGCCGCCGAAAUCGGCAACUACUGCAAAGUAUAGCAGGAAGUUGCUCAAUAAAGUAUCUGUUCUCAAGUUUUAUCGCGGAUUUAGCAUGACGAUGGUCGGGAUUAUACCUUACGCUGGAACAUCCUUCUUGAUUUUCGAGCAGGCAUCUAAAUCGCAGCAUAUACGCACCCUCUUUACUAGCAAAGGUGCUAGCGAUCUCUUCUGCGGUGGUAUGGCAGGUGCUAUUGGACAGACGGCUGCUUAUCCAUUCGAAGUUAUCAGACGUAGGAUGCAGGUUGGUGGAUUGCUCCAUCCAGACCGAUUCGUAAACUUUAACGAAACCUGCUCACUUAUUUACAAGCAAUCGGGAUACAGAGGAUUCUUUGUUGGGUUGACGAUCGGCUAUCUCAAAGUAAUACCGAUGAACGCCAUCUCAUUCGCGACAUACAAUUUCACAAAGAGACUUUUGUUGAAAGAUAAUUAA